Candida albicans SC5314 is the source of this 2001-nucleotide messenger RNA. RefSeq names its product serine/threonine protein kinase (gene KNS1). Gene Ontology annotation, molecular function: ATP binding; protein kinase activity. Gene Ontology annotation, biological process: protein phosphorylation. The transcript has a single exon. Gene Ontology annotation, cellular component: nucleus. The record is from RefSeq and is a predicted model, not a curated record. Bases 1 to 2001 code for a protein of 666 amino acids. Lineage: Eukaryota; Fungi; Ascomycota; Pichiomycetes; Serinales; Debaryomycetaceae.
AUGAUUAGUAAUAGAAAGAGACCAAGAGUUUUAAGUACUGAUGGACAUUCGAGUGUUUCUAAUGACACAGCUACAAAUUCUACAAAUCUAUCAGAUACACCUCCUUUUAGUCACCAUCACCAUCAUCAUCACAGUCAACAACUGCAACAACAACAACAACAACAAAUGCCAAUUUUAUCUGAUACUUCAACUGAUUCAAGUAAUUCAAGUUUCCCAUUUUAUAAACCAUUACUUAAAAGUAGUAAAAUUGAAUCAAGUAUGUUUACUAAUCCAUUUUUAUCAAUUCAUGACAGGAAUGGGAUACAAUUGCCUGAAUAUGGUGAUGACGACGAUAACGAAGAAGACGAGGAGGAUGAAAUUAGCGAUAAUGUCCUUGACAAUGAUGACGAUGAUAAUUAUGCAAUAGAAGAUGAUGAUGAAGAAGUGGAUGAAGAUGAAAUAGUUGAUAUCGAAGACGAUGAUGACGAUAUUGAAGAAAUUGAUGGGUUUGAUAAUGAUGAUGACAUUAUAUUCAUUGAACAACGUCAGCUACCCAAGAGAAAUAGUGAUAGUUUAUUAUAUGAUACACAAGCAUUGGAAGCUUAUAAUAAAUUCAGGUCGAAUAAGAAUAAUAAUAACAAGAAAAAGCUACCUCCAGCUCGUAUCAAAAAGCAACGAACUAAUUCAUUACCACAAUUACCACAAGCCAAAUGUAUUUAUAAUAAAUUACCCAAUUAUAUUUUACAAGGACCUAAAUUGGGUAAUAUACGGACCAAUGUGAUACCUCAUCAAUUGAAUUUACCUCCAUGUGUGGAUGAAAGUGGGCAUUAUAUUGUCAAACCAAAUACAUUAUUUGCCAAUAGAUUUAUUAUUAUUAAAUUGUUGGGUCAAGGAACAUUUGGUAAAGUUGUACAAUGCUUUGAUAAAGUUAAGAAUGAACAUGUUGCCAUUAAAAUAAUUCGUAACAUACAAAAAUAUCGUGACGCGGCCAAAAUUGAAUUGAGAGUGUUGUCUACACUAAAGAAAUUUGAUCCAGAUAACACUAAUCAUUGUAUUCAUUUACGAGAAUGUUUUGAUUAUCGUGGUCAUAUUUGUAUUGUUACUGAUUUACUCAAGAUUUCAUUAUAUGAUUUUUUGGAAAAUAAUAAAUAUAUUGGAUUUCCAGGGAGUCAAAUUCAAUCAAUAGCUAAACAAUUGAUACGAACAGUUUGCUUUUUACAUGAUUUAGGAAUCAUUCAUACCGAUUUAAAACCAGAAAAUGUUUUACUUAAAGAUGAUAGUUAUCAUAAAUUGAAAAUAACUAGUCUGACAAUGACUUCAGCUUAUUUAGCCUUGAAAAAUGAUAAACGACCAGUGAAAUUUCUGAAAAUCUUGAGUUUAACCGAUAUUUAUGUGAUUGAUUUUGGUAGUUCAAUAUUUGAUAGUGAAUAUCAUUCACUGGUGGUUUCAACUCGACAUUAUCGAGCCCCAGAAAUCAUUUUCAAUUGUGGUUGGUCAUUUGCUAUUGAUUUAUGGUCUGUCGGGUGUAUAUUAGUGGAAUUAAUUAUUGGUGAACCAUUAUUUAAAACUCAUCAUGAUCAAGAACAUUUGCAUAUGAUUCAAAAAAUAUCGGGUGAAACUAUUGAUCGAAAAAUGGUUUUAAUGUGUAAAAAACAAGGUCAUAAAGUUGGAGAAUAUUUUGAUGAUAAUUGUCGAUUAAUUGAAUUGGAAGAACCAAAAUUCAUUCAAUCAGUGGCUCAAUUGGAUAGAAUUGAUAAAUUUAUUUCGAAAAGAUUAGGAAUUAAUCUUGAUUUGAAUUUAUCAUUAGAAGAAAAUUAUGACCUUAAUAGGGAUAAUCAAGAAGAAGAUGAUGAUAAAGAUGAGGAGGAUGAUUUUGAUGAGAAUAAGAUUUUGUUUUAUUAUUAUUUUGUUGAUUUGUUACAAAGUUUAUUGAAAAUUAAUCCACAAGAAAGAAUUACUGCUGAAGAAGCAAUGAAUCAUCCUUGGUUUGAUUUAGGUACUAUAGAUGAAGGAAUUGUGUGA